Messenger RNA from Hypanus sabinus (Atlantic stingray), 3403 nucleotides. RefSeq names its product sorting nexin 14 (gene snx14). The transcript has 30 exons. NCBI's taxonomy places the organism in Eukaryota, Metazoa, Chordata, Chondrichthyes, Myliobatiformes, Dasyatidae. Gene Ontology annotation, cellular component: late endosome. The record is from RefSeq and is a predicted model, not a curated record. Gene Ontology annotation, molecular function: phosphatidylinositol-3,5-bisphosphate binding. Bases 63 to 2936 code for a protein of 957 amino acids. Gene Ontology annotation, biological process: autophagosome maturation.
GGGCGGAGGGCGAACCGGAAGGGGCGGGUGUCCGCGGGCCGGGCUCCGAGUGCGGGCCCAACAUGCCGGCCGUGUCCCGGGCGCUGCAGCGUCUGGGUCUCAGGCUGCGCAUUCACCUCAUUCGCGACGUUAGCCGCCAAUAUCCGGUCUUCUGUGGCAUUUUCCUGCUUCUCACCUCCUGUACCCUGCUGCUCAACAGGUACCUGCAUAUUCUCAUGAUCUUCUGGUCAUUCCUUGCUGGAGUCGUCACUUUCUACUGCUCACUUGGACCGGCCUCACUUGUACCCAAUAUUCUCUUCUCUAUUGAGCGCAAGCCAAAGCUGGAACAACAGGAACUAUUUCCUCAAGGUCACAGUUGUGCUGUCUGUGGGAAGGUCAAGUGCAAACGACAUAAGGCCACACUGUUGUUGGAAAACUACCAACCUUGGCUGGGUUUGACAGUUAGUUCAAAGGUGGAUGCAUCUCUAUCUGAAAUUCUGGAGCUGGUGAUUGAAAACUUUGUGCACCCAUGGUAUAGGGACGUAACUGAUGACGAAGCCUUUAUUGAUGAACUCAGAGUAACAUUACGCUUUUUUGCAGCUGUUUUAGUCCGGAGAACUCAGAAGAUUGAUGUUCCAGUCCUUGUAAACCGGAAAUUAUUAAAUGCGGCAGUGAAGCAUAUUGAGGUCAUUUCAAAAGCAAGGCAAAAAGUAAAACACAGUGAAUACUUACAGCAAGCUGCUUUGGAGGAGUACGGACCAGAUCUGCAUCUGGCUCUGAGAAGCCGUCGUGAUGAACUCCAGUAUCUCAGGAAGUUAACAGAACUGCUUUUUCCAUAUAUUUUGCCACCAAAAUCCACAGAAUGCAGAUCCUUAACCCUAUUGAUCCAAGAAAUUCUGGCUGGGUCAGUAUUCCUUCCUUCCCUAGACUUCUUAGCUGAUCCGGACACUGUGAACCAUUUAUUGCUGAUUUUCAUAGACAACAGUCCUUUUCAAAAUAACAAAAAGGGAAAAGGGCCUGAUGCAAAAGUUCGGACACCCUGCACGCCGGAGCCAGCAACUGAGCCUCCCUCUCCCUUGGUCCCCUUCCUGCAGAGAUAUGCUGUUGGCAGAAAUAAAACCCAGUCGGCCCUUAAACUUGAGCUGAAGGAAAUAAGAAAUCAGCAGGAUCUGCUCUUCGGGUUCAUGAACUUAUUAAAGCAGGAGGGUGCAGUGCAUGUCCUGCAGUUCUGUCUGGCUGUGGAAGAAUUCAAUGACAAGAUCCUGUGUCCUGAGCUCACUGAUGACGAGAAGCAGAAUCUUCACAAGGAGGUGAAGGAAAUCUAUGAGACAUAUUGUCUUGAUGAGAGCAUUGAUAAAAUCAAGUUUGAUCCCUUUAUUGUCGAAGAGAUAAAACAGAUUGCAGAAGGACCGUACAAAGAUGUUGUGAAACUUCAAACCAUGCGCUGCUUGUUCGAGGCCUAUGAGCAUGUCAUGAACCUGUUGGAAACGGUGUUUACGCCGAUGUUUUGCCAUAGUGAUGAGUACUUCAGAUAUCUGUUGACAGGAGCGGAAUCCCCCACACGCAACUCCAAGUCUAAUAGAAGUAGCCUCAAUUUGGAUGAUUUCAGGGGCACCAAUAAACGUGGAGAAACUUUCGGAAUAAGUCGAAUAGGUAGCAAGAUAAAGGGAGUUUUUAAAAGCACAACGAUGGAAGGGGCCAUGUUGCCGAAUUAUGGAUUGCGAGAAGGAGAUGAUGAUUCUGUGGAAGAGGCAACGGUGGUGUCCGAGGAUGAUUUACUUGAAGAGCUGGCAAUAACUCCCAAUGCUCAACGUAACCUCUCUGCAUGGAAAAUAACCAUUCCAUAUAUAGAUUUCUUUUUUGACAACAAAAAGGAGAAGAUUCCAGUCUUCUGUAUUGAUGUGGAACGGAAUGAUGAAGGAUCAGAGGGACGUGAAACUGAACGCUGUCCUGUUUACCGGAGAUAUUUUGAAUUUUAUGUAUUGGAGUCAAAGCUUACAGAGUUUCAUGGAUCUUUCCCAGAUGCACAGCUUCCUUCAAAGAGACUCAUUGGGCCCAAGAACUGUGAAUUUUUGAAAUCCAAACGAGAGGAGUUUCAAGAAUAUCUGCAAAAUUUGCUGAAACACCCAGAAUUAAGCAAUAGCCAACUUCUCGCCGAUUUUCUCUCUCCUGAUGGAUGCGAAUCACAGUUUCUGGAGAAAAUCCUGCCGGAUGUAAAUCUGGGGAAAAUUAUCAAGUCUGUCCCUGGAAAGCUGAUAAAGGAAAAAGGCCAACACCUGGAAUCAUUUCUCACAGCAUUCAUCAACUCCUGUGAGGCUCCCAAGCCCAAACCAAGCAGGCCAGAGCUCACCAUUCUCAGCCCAACCUCAGAGAACAAUAAAAAGCUUUUUACUGACUUGUUUAAGAAUAAUGCUAAUCGCUCUGAAAGCACCGAGAAGAAGUACAAUCAGAACUACUUCAUGGAAAUGGCAACAUUGGAUGGCAUUUAUGAUUACAUGAUGUAUGUGGCCCGUGUUGUUUUUCACAUCCCAGACUGGCUGCAUCAUUUUCUAAUGGGUGGACGCAUUCUCUUGAAGAACACACUGGAGGCAUAUGCAAACAAUUACCUUCAGCGAAAGCUGGACCAGUUGCUCCAGGAGCAUCGAGUGGUCUCCCUUAUAACUCUGCUGCGAGAUGCAGUCUUCUGUGAGAACACUGAGACGCACUCCACGGAAGACAGACAAAGGAGGGCAAAGCAAACUUUUGAUGAAAUGAUGGACUACAUUCCAGAUUAUUUUGUGAAGUGCAUUGGGGAAGAAGCCAAGUACGAGGGGGUGAGACUGCUGUUUGAAGGGCUGCAGCAGCCUGUGCUAAACAAACAGCUAACAUAUGUGCUGCUGGACAUUGUAUUGCAGGAAUUAUUUCCUGAACUCAGUAAGGGUCAGAAAGAGGUUGCAUCUGUACCUCCGUGCAAGUGAAGAGUACUGGGAACCAUUUCCCGUUAUUUUAGGAGAUGCAGUACAAUAGAGCCAUACUGUGUGAUUACUAUGGCAGAAUUAUGGAAUGCUGAAUUAUUUUAAUGAAUGUGGACAUCAUUUUUCCUUUAAUGAAAUUGCUGAUUUUAUUUCUGAAUGUGUGUUGCACUACGAGAACCAAUAAAAAAUAUAGUAGCAAUGUAUUGCUCGGGAGACAAUGUGCUGACAAAACUCUGUCCUUCUGACAAACAAGAAUAACCUCGGAAGCAUUGUUAUAAGAAAUUAGACAAAAGCCCACUGGGGUGGUGAAAUCUUGGCCAGACCAGUAUAUCAAGCUUUUUUAAACAUGGACAAUCUGUUUUGUGCUAAACUUGAUAAUGUAAGUUUGCAAUAAUAUAUUGAUGUCCUCAGAUGUAAACAAUGACCCACACAACACUGGAUUCUUAAUCAUAAUAAAAAAGCUUCUGCUG